AUGGACUCCAAAAACAACAUUCAAACCAUCGCCGAUCGCAUCAAAAAUGGUCAUAUCACCCGCAUCGUCGUUUUAACCGGCGCUGGGAUCAGUACCUCCGCAGGUGUUCCAGACUUCAGAACCCCCAACACGGGCCUCUAUGAUAAACUCGCACCACUCAAACUGCCAUACCCUGAAGCAAUAUUCCAUAUCAGCUACUUCUCCCAUACACCCGAACCAUUCUACGCGAUCGCAAGAGCUCGUCACCCUGGAAAUCUCAAACCAACUAUCUCCCACGCUUUCCUCGCUCUACUAGCCAAAAAGAACUUGCUUCAUUUCCUGUUCACGCAGAACAUCGACGGCCUUGAAGAAGAUGCCGGCGUCCCUGCUGAUAAGGCUCUCUGGGCUCACGGCAACUGGAAAAGUCAACAUUGCUGGAAAUGCAAAGCCGAGUACCCUGACGACCUUAUGAAACAAUCUAUUCAGACUGGGCAGGUGCCCUAUUGUUUGCGAUCGGAGUGUGAUGGAGCAAUCAAGCCGGAUGUGGUAUUCUUCGGACAGUCGCUUCCUGCUGAAUUUGAUGAGAAGCAGAGUCUUGUUUCGGAGGCCGAUCUAAUGCUUGUGAUGGGCACGAGUUUAAAAGUUGCGCCCUGUUCGCAAUUACCGCGCUUAACCAAAGAAGGCAUUCCUCGGGUCCUGAUCAAUAUGGAACAGAGUGGGGAUUUCGGGAAUAGGGAUGAUGAUCUUUGUAUUCUUGGCUCUUGCGAUGAUGGUGUGCGCCAGCUUGCAGAUUUGUUGGGGUGGCAGGAUGAACUGGACGAUCUUUGGAAGGAUAUAGUGAAGACUAAGAAGGACGCGUUGAACUUCGACAAAAGGCCUACUCUAGACGAGUGUAUUGACAAGCUUGUGAAAGAGAUGGAUGAGAAGCUUCAAAUUUCCGCAGGGCAUAAACGCAUGCUGGAGAAUCACCUUGGUGAUAAAUUUGCACGCAUCAUGGGGGGUAAAUAG
Molecule: messenger RNA, 987 nt
Organism: Penicillium angulare
Lineage: Eukaryota; Fungi; Ascomycota; Eurotiomycetes; Eurotiales; Aspergillaceae
Product: Sirtuin family
Exons: 1
Coding region: 1-987 (328 amino acids)
Molecular function (GO): histone deacetylase activity, NAD-dependent; NAD+ binding
Source: RefSeq, a predicted model, not a curated record